This is a messenger RNA of Uncinocarpus reesii 1704, 1608 nucleotides long. RefSeq lists its product as uncharacterized. The coding region runs from base 1 to 1608 and encodes 535 amino acids. Lineage: Eukaryota; Fungi; Ascomycota; Eurotiomycetes; Onygenales; Onygenaceae. The record is from RefSeq and is a predicted model, not a curated record. Gene Ontology annotation, biological process: biotin import across plasma membrane. Gene Ontology annotation, molecular function: dethiobiotin transmembrane transporter activity; solute:proton symporter activity; biotin transmembrane transporter activity. The transcript has 4 exons. Gene Ontology annotation, cellular component: membrane.
AUGCAGGAGGAGCCGGCGACUGUUCCCGUCUUCAAAGAAUCCGGGAAAUCAUCCAUCGAAGAGACUCUUCCCAAUGGCAUCGUCGACUGCGAAACCGCCGACGCGCCCACUGCGGCAGAGAUUGAUCGGAUAUACCGAAAACUCGACUGGCGCAUCAUCCCCCCCUUCUGGACCCUCUACUUCCUCUGCGCAUCUAUCAGAUCCACCGUCGGUCUCUCGCAGACGAUGAACCUGGCCGAAAAGCACGAUCUCGGGUCCGUCCUGCGCAUGACGCCGCAGCAGAGUUCGACCAGUUUGGCGCUGUUCUAUGUCUGCUAUGUGGUGUUCGACCUGCCCUCGAACCUGAUCAUGACCAGGCUCAGUCCCAGGGUGUGGAUGAGCCGAAUCGUCAUCGGUGUCGGGGUGAUUGGAAGCUGCAUGGCCGCGGUCCAGGCGGCGUGGUCGUUGUACCUCCUCCGCCUCCUGCUCGGCGUCGUCAUGGCCGGCCUCUGGCCCGGCAUGGCCUACUACCUCACGCUCUUCUACCCGCCAUCCCGCACCGGCAAGCGGAUUGGCUUGUACUUCACCGCCGCGCAGGUCUCCGCCGCCGUCGUCGGCCUGGUAUCCGCCGGCUUCCAGAAGAUGGACGGCGCGCGAGGCAUCGUCGGAUUCCGCUGGAUGUUCCUCGUCUACGGACUCUGCGGCGUCGUCACGGGGAUCUCGUUGCUCUGGUGGCUUCCCGAACGGCCCCUGCCGCCAGGCGAAGCGCCCAUGCCGCCGGGUAAACUGACGAGAUUCCUCCCUCGGACGCCGCCGGCGCUGACGGGCAGAGACGCCGCGAUUCACUACCGGGACUUGAAGCGCGUGUAUCACCGCACGCAAUGGACCCUGUCGGACCUCGCGCGCGUCCUGAUGGACUGGCGCCUCUGGCCCUUGUUAAUCAUGUACUUUGGCGUCGUCGGCGUCGGGAUAGGCGUCCAAAGCUACGGCACGGUGAUCAUCCGCUCCACCAACCCGUCACUCACCAGCAUUGAACUAAGCCUCCUCUUCGCUCCCAUCUGGAUCUCCGACCUCCUCGCCAUCCUCCUCAUCACCCCCCUCUCCGACCGCUUCCACCACCACCGCGCCCUCUUCUUCUCCCUCCCCGCCACCCUCCAGAUCCUCGGCCUCCUCCUCACCACCUACGCCGGCAACCCCACCACCAACCCCUGGCCCCGCUACGCCGGCCUCCUCAUCGUCGGCUUCGGCCUGGGCCCCACCGUCCCCAUCGCCAUGACCUGGACCAGCGAGGUCUUCCAGCCGCGCCACGGCGAGGUGGGCGUCGCCGCCGCGUCCGCCGUGGUGUCGGGCCUGGGGAACCUGGGGAGUAUCGUGAGCACGUAUGCGCUGUAUGCGGGGUGGGAGAGCGAUCGUGUGGCGACGGGAGGGAGGCAGUAUCGGAAGAGUAAUUGGGUGUUGAUUGGGAUGUUGCUGGGCAGUGUGGGGGCCGCCGUGGUGAUGCAGGUGUUGUUGAGGGUUGUGGAUGGGAAGAAGGGUGCUGCUGGGGAUGGUGGUGAUGGGGCAGCGAAGAGGGAGGUGAGGCAGAGGGGGUUGGAAGGAGUGUGGUUUCUGAGGUGGUUGAACAGGUGA